AAAAUAGGUCAACAAAGUUAAUAAAAUUUGACCCUAUGAACAAUGAAUGACAAGUUUAAUUGUGAACGGAGGAAUUAUUUCUUUUUUACAUUUAUCUCCCUUUCAAAAACACAACCCGACCAAAUUUUCACUCCAGGUCCAAUACAGUCUCUCCCUCUCGAAAGAAGAAGAAGAAGAAGAAGAAGAAAUACAGGAAAUUGGCGAGGAAGGAGGAUGCGAUUAAUAGUGGGUGGGAGCUUUUUGAAUUGGCCGGGUAACAUCCUUCCAUUCCUCCCCAAAUUCCCUUUCUCUGCUCUUUUUCACAAUGAUGUCUCUGUUAUGCCCAAUAUUCACGAUUCAUACUUGCAUCACAAAGACUCAAACUUUACCAGUGUCAAGAAGCUCGACGAUGCAAUUCUACUGUACCGUCACAUGGUCCGGAUGAAACCCUUUCCCCAUAUCUUCCAAUUCAAUCAUCUCUUGAAUGCCAUUGUGAAGAUGGGCUGCUACAGUGACGCCAUCUCUGUAUACAAGGAGAUCUUGGCAUCUGGAGUUGCCAUAAAUCAGUACACACUGAGCAUUGUUGCCAACUCCCUCACCCGUUUGCAUCAGGUGGAUCUGGUUUUUGCUGUCUUAGGGAGCCACUUGAAGCUCGGCCUCGUGCCCGAUGUCAUUUUGUUCACCACCUUGCUCAAAGGGUUGUUCCGCCAAGCUAGGGUUCAAGAUGGCAUUUGGCUGUUCCACAAGUUGUUGAAUGAGAAACUGUGCGAUCUAAGUGAAGUCACAUUGCUGGUACUCAUUGACGGCCUCUGCAAGGCGGGACACACUGGCGAGGCUAUCAACUUGCUUCGUUUAUUUCAGGAGAAGGGAAACUGCAAGCCAAAUGUAUACGCAUAUAACACAGUUAUUGAUUCUUUGUGCAAGGAUAAGAUGGUGGACGAUGCCCUUGGUUUGCUAGACAAGAUGAUGCAAAAGGGUAUUUCUCCUAAUGUUGUGACCUACAGCAGUAUGUUGGAGGGUUUAUUUCAAGCAGGGAGAUGUGCUGAUGCCGAGAAGCUUUUUAACCGGAUGGUAGAGAAUCAAGUAUACCCAAAUCUUGUCACUUACACUAUUAUUUUGGAUGGCUUCUGCAAGAACCAUCAUGUUCCUCAAGCGCUUUCUUUACUGAGGAUGAUGGAAGCUAAUGGUCCUAUCCCCGAUAUCAUUGCCUAUAACACUGUCAUAAAUGGACUGUUCAGUGAUGGGAAAUCAUGCAGUGCAAUAGAGCUACUCAAUGCCCUUCCCUCUAAAGGCCUGCAGCCGGGCACAAUAACCUACAAAACUAUGAUCAGAGGACUUUGCCAAGAAGGUUUGGUAGAAGGUGCAAAAGAUAUGAUCAAGGAAAUGGAGAAAAAUGGUGUUCCUCUGGAUGGUUGGGUAUACAAUGAACUGAUUCGUGGAUUUCUGCAAAAGAAAGAGCAUUGUGAUGCUGUAUUACUUUUGGAGGAGAUGUCGGGACUUGGAUUCUCACCUGACAGUUCAACUUGUGAAAUGUUACUCAAAUCUAUCGUACUACGAGAACCAGAUUCCACUCUGCUGCAUACGCUUCUGAAUAUCAUAGAGAAUGAUGAAAAAUUCAGAUCUUGAAUCUUUUUCUGUACCAAAUUCCAGUCUGAUUCAUCCUCUAUUUUGAAUUGCAGAUUAUAUGUGACUAAAAGCUGGAAAAAAAAAGAACUAAACCCCUUUUUCAGCCCUCAACAGCUGAAAAGGAAGUACACCCUUUUGCAGAUUCUAGUUACACCACAAAUGUUAGCCAAUAGAAUGAACAACCCCUUUUAUGCCAUACAUCAUCAAUCAUGUGUCUAUGUCUAUGCAAUCUUUUAUGGCUACUGAAAGAGGAUGUGGUUAAAAGUGUGUGGGAGCAUUUUGAACGGGGCAAACAGUGGAUUAUUGCCCGGUUAAUUCCUUUUAUUUCACACUCUUCCAUCUCACACCCAUUUACGCCAAGUAGAUUUGGGUUU
This is a messenger RNA of Cuscuta campestris, 1979 nucleotides long. NCBI's taxonomy places the organism in Eukaryota, Viridiplantae, Streptophyta, Magnoliopsida, Solanales, Convolvulaceae. The record is from the annotation of a GenBank genome assembly.